AUGUCCUUCGCAUCCCCCAUUAAAGCAGCCCUUGGCAAAGCAGCGUUCGUUACUGGUGCAGGUCAGGGCAUCGGUCGCGCAAUAGCAACCAGGCUAGCAAGAGACGGAUUCGACAUCGCCAUCGGCGAUAUUCCUCCGGCGGACCCUAAAGUAAAGGACGUCAUCAAGGAGAUAGAGGGGUAUGGUCGGAAGGCUAUUGGUGUCCACGUCGCAUCCUCGAACCAUAUUUUCUUUGUGCUUAUUCUGCGCACCUUUGCAGACGUGAAGCAGCCAGAUCAGAUUGCAGCCGGCAUCCAGGAAACCGUGUCCAAGCUCGGUCCACUCUUUGUUAGUGUCGCCAACGCUGGCGUCACCCAGGUCAAACCACUCCUAGAAUGCACUCCCGAAUGGAUACGUAACGAAGUGGACAUCAACCUUCACGGUCUCAUGAACACACAUAUCGCCGCCGCACGACAGAUGGUGAAGCAAGGCGAAGGAGGACGCAUCCUGGGCGCCGGCUCGAUCGCUUCGUACCGCACCGCGGAAAACCUCGGCCCUUACGGCGCCACCAAAUUCGCAGUGCGCGGCUUCACCGAAGUCGCGGCGAAGGAGUGGGCGCAGUACGGCAUCCGCGUCAACGCUUACGGUCCCGGUAUCGUCGACACCCCUAUGUGGGAUCACAUCGAUGCCGAGCUCGCCCGCAUCGAAGGGCUCACGGUCGGCGAGGCCAAGGCGCUUCGCGUCAAGCGCGACAUCAAGCUGGGGCGGAUACAGGAACCCGAGGACGUCGCCAAGCUCGUUUCGUUCCUCGUCUCCGAUGAGGGCGAGUACAUCACCGGCCAGACGAUCUGCAGUUGCGGAGGCGCGUCACUCUAA
Molecule: messenger RNA, 855 nt
Organism: Punctularia strigosozonata HHB-11173 SS5
Lineage: Eukaryota; Fungi; Basidiomycota; Agaricomycetes; Corticiales; Punctulariaceae
Product: NAD(P)-binding protein
Exons: 4
Coding region: 1-855 (284 amino acids)
Molecular function (GO): oxidoreductase activity, acting on the CH-OH group of donors, NAD or NADP as acceptor
Source: RefSeq, a predicted model, not a curated record